This is a messenger RNA of Ricinus communis (castor bean), 594 nucleotides long. RefSeq lists its product as uncharacterized. Lineage: Eukaryota; Viridiplantae; Streptophyta; Magnoliopsida; Malpighiales; Euphorbiaceae. The transcript is spliced from 3 exons. Gene Ontology annotation, cellular component: nuclear speck; cytosol. Bases 104 to 508 code for a protein of 134 amino acids. Gene Ontology annotation, biological process: regulation of sister chromatid segregation; DNA repair; negative regulation of double-strand break repair via homologous recombination. The record is from RefSeq and is a predicted model, not a curated record.
UUAUCAAUGAUAUCUAAAAGUACAAGGAGUGCCACAAAAUAAAAAAAAUAGUGGGAAUAGCAGCGCUGUCCAUUCACUAUUCAAGUAACACGAAGCGAGAGAAAUGGACUACAGUUUAGCAGCGCUGAAGCUGCUAUGCGUGCAGCUAAAAGACGCCCGCGAAACUUCUUCUCAAAACGCAUUAACUCUAGGCGGCAUUCUCUUCCAACGCGCCUGGUUACAGGGCAUUUUGGUCUUCAACGACGGCGAUGGCAAUCUCAUCCUCGAUGACGGUACCGGUGUCAUCCACCUUUCUCUCUCCGGCGACUUCCGUCUCCGCCGCUGGGAUUUAGGGAUGUACGUUAUGGUGAUCGGUGGAUAUUUUGUCCGUACGGGUGAAACGCCUAUAAUUAAGGUCCAUAAAAUUGUUGAUCUUUCCGCAUUUCCUGAUAGAGAAUCCAUGUGGUAUCUUGAAGUCAUGGAGGCUUAUAAGCUAUUCUAUCAGCCUUUGAUUGAAGAAUUCAUCUGAAUCUAUCUGCUUCAAUUUUCCUUGUAUAGCUACACUGCAAAUGACAGUAAUUUCUUUACUGAAUGAAUGAGUUUAAUUUUGUUCUA